Messenger RNA from Solanum tuberosum (potato), 2025 nucleotides. Its product is annotated as mediator of RNA polymerase II transcription subunit 15-like. The record is from RefSeq and is a predicted model, not a curated record. Bases 102 to 1748 code for a protein of 548 amino acids. Lineage: Eukaryota; Viridiplantae; Streptophyta; Magnoliopsida; Solanales; Solanaceae. The transcript is spliced from 3 exons.
CUCUCUCUCUAUAAUACAAAACCUAGGCGAUUUUUUUUUCUUUGACUGUUUGAUCAGUGUAGUGAAACCCUAGUGUUUUUUUUUUUUGUGAUCCGUGAAGUAUGGCAUCUGGAUCGUCUGGCAGGCCGAGUAAUUCUUCGGGUUCGAAGGGUUUUGAUUUUGGGUCUGAUGAUAUUCUCUGUUCUUAUGAAGAUUAUCCACAUCAAGAUGCCUCUAAUGGAACCCACUCUGAUCCUGCGAUUGCUACCAAUUCUGCUAAGGAGUUCCACAAAAACAGAAUGACGAGGUCAUCAAUGUUUCCCACUUCGACGUAUAGCCCUCCAGAGGAAUCUUCCUUCAAUCAAGACAUGAUAUGUACUGUUGAGAAGACCAUGAAAAAAUAUACGGACAAUCUCAUGAGAUUUCUAGAGGGUAUCAGUUCACGCUUGUCGCAGCUGGAACUGUACUGUUACAACCUUGACAAGUCCAUUGGGGAAAUGCGGUCUGAUUUAGUUCGAGAUCAUGGCGAGGCAGAUUUGAAACUGAAGGCUCUUGAGAAGCAUGUUCAAGAGGUCCACAGAUCUGUACAGAUUCUGAGAGAUAAGCAAGAACUUGCUGAAACUCAGAAGGAGCUGGCUAAGCUUCAGUUUGCGCAGAAAGAACCAGCUUCAGCGAACAAUUCUCAGCAGAAUGAGGACAGAAAUGCUCAACCCGUGUCUGAUUCCAAUAAAGGUGACAACUCAACUGAUGUGAAUGGACAAGAACUGGCACUUGCUCUACCCCAUCAAGUAGCACCCCGAGCUCCUCUUACUAACCAACCCGUCGAGCAGCCACAACAGGCACCUCCACAACCAAUUCCAUCUCAAAGUAUGACGCAGUCACAAGGUUACUAUUUACCCCCAGUGCAGAUGUCAAAUCCACCAGCUCCAACUCACUUGUCCCAAGGUCAAUAUCUUUCAUCUGACCCCCAGUAUCGAACUUCUCAAAUGCAAGAUCUUUCUAGGUUACCACCCCAGCCAGCAGCACCUCCGGGGAAUCAGACCCCACAAAUCCAGUCAAUGCCCCAAUAUCAGCAGCAGCAAUGGACGCAACAGGUACCGCAGCAGAUUCAAGCAUCCCAACAGGUUCAACAGCAUCAGCUUCCAACUGUGCAACAGCAAGGUAGACCCUCAUCACCUGCUGUUUAUCCCUCUUAUCCACCCAAUCAACCGAAUCCUUCUCCUGAACCGGUCCCCAAUAGCAUGCCAAUGCAAAUGUCAUAUUCUGCGAUCCCUCAAUCAGUUGCAUGCCGUCCAGAAGCAAUACCCUAUGGGUAUGACAGGUCUGGUAGGCCACUUCAGUCACAGCCUCCAACCCAGCAUCUCAAGCCUUCGUUUGGUGCUCCAGGGGAUGGGUAUGCAACUAGUGGGCCUCAUCCAUCUCUUUCUGCAGGAAAUGCAUAUUUGAUGUACGACGGUGAAGGCCCAAGGGGACAUCCAUCACAACCACCAAAUUUCCCACAAAGUGGUUAUCCUCCCUCCAGCUUCCCUCCCCAGAACGCACAGUCCUCCCCAAGCCCCAAUCAUAUGGUUCGUCCACCUCAAUUGAUGCGCACUCAUCCUUACAAUGAAUUAAUUGAGAAGCUGGCAAGCAUGGGCUACAGGGGUGAUCAUGUGGUUAAUGUUAUCCAAAGGCUCGAGGAGAGUGGUCAGACAGUUGAUUUCAAUACUGUGCUCGAUAGGCUGAAUGGACAUUCUUCAGGUGGUCCUCAAAGAGGAUGGUCGGGUUAGGUCAUUAUCCCAAACCUUUCUAAUCAUGUUUUCAUGUAGGGUCAUGGGAAAUUUGAAAAUAGUGUAAGUGCAAUUUGACUCGAAUACUAUCUAUUUGCUGAAUAAGGGUCAUAUAAUUAGGCAGUUGACGAUGAUGUAUACAGCACUAUCAUGCUGUGUAUUGUAGAUUUGCCAUGUCUUACUUCUGAAGUUUUAUUUGUUGUAAGGCAAAAUGUUUUCAACAUUGUAACGUAGGAGAAUUGAUGAAUACCUCUUUUUUAAGAUUUAACAUCUUCUC